This is a messenger RNA of Camelina sativa (false flax), 917 nucleotides long. The record is from RefSeq and is a predicted model, not a curated record. NCBI's taxonomy places the organism in Eukaryota, Viridiplantae, Streptophyta, Magnoliopsida, Brassicales, Brassicaceae.
AUGUUUGUUCCUUCGUCAACAGGAACAACUAGUAGUAGUGUCCUGCCUCCAGAUGAGGAUAUGACUGAAUCCGAGCCACUUGAUCUACUACGGUCAUUCCAACCCGAAGCUGAUUCAGCCAACAGUAAAUAUGAUUCAUCGAAUGAAGAAGUCAGUGAGAUUGUCUCUUUGAUAACCUUUGAAUCAGACCCGUCAACGAAUUCUUUACAAGAUCAUUACUUUUCAGAGCCCAUAGCAGAGAAUGGAACCCCUGAACCAGUGGACGAUCCUACUAAAGAUCUUGGAGGUGUUGAAAGUAUAGAAGAAGAUGGGUCAGUGAGCAAUGGAGAGGCAGAAGUAGAAGAAGAACCAGAGUCAGUAUCGUCUCAAGUCUUCAAGGAUGAUUUCAUGAGCACAUACAUUCAAGAAGACAUUGACUAUUCUAAUGUGACAGAGGAUCCGGUCAAAGUAACUCAGCAAGAGAUAUUCAAGGUGUGGGAUCUGGAGAUUGUGGGGGACGAUGAUGAGGAAGAUGGGUUGGUGCUGCAGCUGAAGAAGGCCCUCGAUGAGUCUUCCACGGUCCAGCCCCUUCCACAGCCACUGCUGAAUGAUGUUGCCGAGAAGAGCAAUAUCGAUGAUCUGAUAGCUGGGAUCUCGGAUCUGUCUAUUGCAGAAACUUUUAAGUGAGAAAAUUUAAGAAGUACUGUAUGUGUUUUUUAACUCUCUUUUGCUUAAGUAAUCCUUAACCGGCACGGCGGAACAAACAGGAUUUAAGAUUUCUAAACCUGCUAGACCAAACCGAAGGUUUUAAGCGUCAAUUUGGUGUAUACACGACCCACUUGGCCACCUGUUGUGCAAUGGUGGAGAUGAGAUUGCAGUCUUAUCUCGACCGUUGGUGUAGACUUCGCAAUCUCUUAAAAUCUCCAUGCUUAACCUCA